Messenger RNA from Penicillium cataractarum, 1143 nucleotides. RefSeq names its product CaiB/BaiF CoA transferase family protein. The coding region runs from base 1 to 1143 and encodes 380 amino acids. The record is from RefSeq and is a predicted model, not a curated record. NCBI's taxonomy places the organism in Eukaryota, Fungi, Ascomycota, Eurotiomycetes, Eurotiales, Aspergillaceae. Gene Ontology annotation, molecular function: catalytic activity. The transcript has 2 exons.
AUGGCCGCUCCACCGCCCUUGAAUGGCAUUCGAGUUGUCGAGCUAGCUGGUCUAGCUCCAGGCCCUUUCGCCGGUCUCCUUCUGGCCGACUAUGGCGCAUCAGUCCUUCGAAUUGACCGGCCAUCCUCAGUCAGCGCAGAUCAACUUACUCGUCAUAAGACUUCCAUUACCCUCGACUUGCGCGAGGCGAAAUCGCGAGAGAUCCUUCUCCGCAUCCUAACCGCCACCGAUGUUUUGAUUGACCCCUUCCGUCCCGGCGUUCUCGAACGUCUCGGUCUCUCGCCAACGGAAGUUCUCCUCAAACAUAAUCCGCGUCUUAUUGUGGCGCGCAUGACGGGAUUCAGGCGCGAUGGGAAAUACAAAGAUAUGGCCGGUCACGACAUUAACUACAUUGCCGUAUCGGGCGUCCUCUCCAUGCUUGGCCGCGCAGGAGACAAACCCUACGCACCAGGUAACAUUCUCGGUGAUUUUGCUGGAGGUGGUGCUAUUUGUUUCUUGGGUAUCAUUCUCGCCUUGAUCGCUCGCACCAGCACCGGCCGCGGCCAAGUCGUAGAAGCCAACAUGGUCGAUGGAUCCGCCUACCUUGCAACGUUCCCUCGCCUAGCCACGAAACUCCCCUCCUGGAAUGAACCGCGCGGCGAAAACCUACUCGAUAGCGGAUGUCCAUACUACGAUACCUACGAGACUAAAGAUUCUGGGAAAUACUUUGCCGUCGGCGCACUCGAGCCGCAAUUCUACGCAGCCCUACUCCGCGGACUACAGCUCGACCCGAAGAGCCUGCCAGCACGCGAAGACCGAGACAGUUGGCCCGCGCUGCGCGACAUUUUCACUCGUCGCUUUAAGGAAAAGACACGCGCCGAAUGGGAGGCCGUAUUCGAUGGCACAGAUGCCUGCGCCACACCUGUCUUGGAACAGAGCGAGCUGGAGUCGGCGGGGUAUGAGCAACGUCCCGCCGUCCACUUAUCCCGCACGCCGGGCCAUCCCAUCAAGGCCGAUGAGGGCGGGUGGACUGGCGGGGGACUUGAGGCUGGUGAGGGAGGGGUGGAGACGCUUCGAUCUUGGAUGGGAUGGGAGCCUAAUAAGGAUUUCCAAGUGCGUGAAGACGGCGCACUAGUAUCUGUGGACAGGAGGGUGAAGUUGUGA